Hyaloperonospora brassicae is the source of this 504-nucleotide messenger RNA. Lineage: Eukaryota; Oomycota; Peronosporomycetes; Peronosporales; Peronosporaceae. The record is from the annotation of a GenBank genome assembly.
AUGAUUUUUGUGCUCGAUUGGGACGAGAUGAUCAUCGCGCACUUGGAAUCGAUCGAGGAUCCGAACGACAUCAUUUCGAUCUACCCAAAGUACACUGAACAUUUGACGGAUCACGGUGUGGAUGACCUGGUACAGCUCAUGUACAAGUCGCAGAUCGAGACGAGCUACAGAUACGCCAUGGUGCAGUACGCGGCUCCUGCUUGUAUUGACAAGAAGGAUACGCCAACGCCGCAAUUGCUGUCGCAUCUGGCCGCGGUACGCAGUGCAGUGCAGAAAAAGCUAAAGCGUCGCGUUCGCGCGAUCCUGCACUUGCCUGUCACGAAAGAAGACUUUGGUUGCAUCGACCUGGAGAAGUUUGGUCUCGGCACGAAGCGAACGCUCGAGCAGUGGGAGGAAUUCUCGGGCAUCGAUCCUCGGGCAAAGUUCGUUUCGCCCGGGGACUCCCGGUUUGAAAACUGCAAGCAGCUCGAGUACGUGCCGUUAUCAGCACAUGAUCCACAAUGA